CAGCACGGUCGAUUCAGCAGGCGCUGAACCGCUCAAACCUCCCAAACCUCCUGUCAUGCUUUAAGGAGCGACACACACGCUAGCCGGACUGAACUGAGCCCAGCCCCACCUCAGGAGGAGGCUGUGCUCUCUCUAGGUGUCUGGACAGAAAGCAGAUCGUAUUCGGUCCAUCUGAUCAUCACCAGGACGCCUAAAACUCCGUCUCAGCGUUAUACAGCUACACGAGUCAUGGAGACCAGACUGUCCUCCAGCUAGCUAACCGCUAUCCCACCGGAUCCAGAAAACAUGCGCUAGACAGGAGUUGUGUAAAAAAAUACUGUUUCCUGUUUUCGCUGGAGUGACAGUGCUGUCACAUCUGGCCAUCAGCAGCUGAAGAUGCAGACCUUCCUGAGAGGCAGAAGAGUGGGCUACUGGCUCAGCGAGAAAAAGAUGAAGAAACUCAAUUUCUUGGCCUUCGCUGAGAUGUGCAGGAAAAGAGGGAUUGAAGUUGUUCAGCUUGACCUGAGUCAGCCGUUGGAGGAGCAAGGUCCUCUGGACGUCAUCAUUCACAAGCUCACAGAUCUGAUCUUGGAAGCAGACCAGAAUGACACCCAGUCCCAGCUGCUGGUGCAGAGUGUGCAGGAUUAUAUUGACGCACACCCAGAGACCAUCAUUCUGGACCCACUUCCAGCCAUCAGAACUCUGCUAGACCGCUGCAAGUCUUACCAGCUGGUCCAUCAUAUUGAGGACUGCAUGAGAGAUGAGAGGAUCUGUUCUCCUCCGUUUAUGGUGCUGAACAGUGAGUGUGGUCCAGACACAGUGCAGCAGAUCCAGCAACACGGUCUUACAUUCCCUUUCAUUUGCAAAACACGGGUUGCUCAUGGAACUAACUCACAUGAGAUGGCUAUAAUCUUCAGUGCCGAGGACCUAAAGGACGUGAAGCCUCCAUGUGUUAUUCAGAGUUUUAUAAACCACAAUGCCGUGCUGUAUAAAGUGUUUGUGGUGGGGGAGUCACACACUGUGGUGGAGAGACCAUCUCUUAAGAACUUCCCUUGUGGACCGUCCGACAGAAAAGCAAUUUUCUUCAACAGCCACAAUGUGUCCAAGCCAGAGUCAUCGUCUGACCUCACAUCUAGAGAUAAUGUAGAAGGUGUCUCCCAGCCACCCAAUGACGAUGUCAUCAAGGAGCUUUGUAAAUCCCUGCGGGAAUCUCUCGGGGUUUCGCUCUUUGGCAUCGACGUCAUCAUUAACAACCAGACGGGACAACAUGCAGUCAUUGACAUCAAUGCAUUCCCUGGAUAUGAGGGUGUUCCUGAGUUCUUUAAUGACCUCCUCAACCACAUCAUCUGCAUCCUCCAAGACCACUCCUCCAAUGACUCCACGGCUCCGACCCCCUCCUGCCAGCUUACAGCUUUAGGUACAGGAGAGUGUAGCUGCGCCCCCUCCCAGGAGUGCUGUAGCAUGCUGGGCAAGGAGCCGGACAGCAGCCCCUGGAUCGUGGAGGGGGAUGGUGGUCUGAAGGGGCCACGUCAGAGACUGGGUUGCAACACGGCCAUGUCCCCCAACUUCCAACAGCACUGCGUGUCCACGAUAGCCACUAAGGCCUCGUCACAAUGACUGCGCCUCCCCUGAACAAAUUGUGAAAAGUGAAUAAUAUACAAUAACAAUAAUAACUAUUAUACUGAUAAUAUAUCUGUAAUCAAAAAUAAACUAUAGUGGGAAUAAUCAUAAUGAUGUUGAUAAUGGGCAUUGGAUUAUUUCUCCUAUGCCUUUUGUAUACUUAUUUUGUUCUUUUCAGUCUAAUAACUCACAGUACUGUAAUGUGAACUUUUGGGAACUCAAUAUUAAUUAGCACAUUUUUUUAAAUCUGUUUUAUUUUUAAUCACAGUCCAACACUUUUGGAUGCUGGUUAGUGAACACACUAGACAGCUCGAAGAAGGUUCUCUUGUGAAGUACUCUUAUGUUGUGAUGGAAAAGGCUAACUUAAAGGAAUAGUUCACCCAAAAAUGAAAAUCCUCUCAUUUACUCACCCUCAUGCCAUCCCAGAUGUAUAUGUCUUUCUUCUGCAGUACACAAAUGAAGAUUUUUUUUGAAGAAUAUCUCGGCUCUGUAGGUCCAUACAAUGCAAGUGAAUGGUAACCAACAUUUUGAAGCUCCAGAAGCAAAAAAAAAACAAAAGGUCUCCAGUGGUUAAAACCAUGUCUUUAGAAGUGAUAUGAUAGGUAUGGGUGAGAAACAGAUCAAUAUUUAAGUACUUUUUUCCUAUAAAUUUCCACUUUAACUUUGAAAUCAUUCUUUGUUUUUGGUGAUUCGCAUUCUUCGUGCAUAUCACCUCCUACUAGGCAGGGAGGAGAAUUUAUAGGGGAAAAAAGGGUAUACAUUUUUAUAUGUUUCUCACCCACACCUACCGUAUCACUUCUGAAGACAUGGAUUAAACCACGGAAGUCGUACGGAUUACUUUUAUGCUGCCUUGAUGUGCUUUUUGGAGCUUCAAAGUUCUGGUCACAAUUCACUUGCAUUGUAAGGACCUACAGAGCUGAAAUAUUCUUCAAAACAUCUUUGUGUUUAGCAGAACAAAGAAAGUCAUACACAUCUGGGGUGGCAUGAAGGUGAGUAAAUGAUGAGAGAAUUUGUAUUUUUGGGUGAACUAUCUCUUUAAUGGAAUAGCUGACCCAACAAUGAAAAUUCUGUCAUCAUUUACUCACACUUAUGGUGUUCCAAGUCUGUAUGACUUUCUUUCUUCAUCAAAAGAAGAAAGUUUUAAUAAUGUACUGAUCGACCGUUUACAUUGUUACAAUAAAUGGGAACUGAAAUGUUCAAGCUUCAAAAAGGAUUCAAAAGCACCAUGAAAGUAUUAUAAAAGUAGUCCAUAUCAUUCGAUGUGUUAUAUUUCAAGUCUUCUGAAUCCAUACAAAACUUUUGUGUACGGAUCAAGCUGAAAUUAAAAUCAGUAUUCUUAAUCUUUCCCCACCAUCGAGCUGUUAACUGAUGUGACCUGAUCUGUCCGAUUCUUUAAUUAAUCUUUCAGACCAGUAUUGUGAUCCAGACCAACCAGUUCAUUGGAAAAAUCCAACUCAGAAAAAUGAUUAGUUCACAAAUUGGACAAUGCAACUUCUUUUAUGAACAUGCCAAAGGAGAGCUAUAGGGUGGAUAUCAAGAUUAUCGGUGAAUAAUUACUUACAUUUUGGUCUGUUCGGCACAUAAAGCUAUCAUAUGGCUUUAGGAGACUUUAAAUUUAGUGCACAAGUCUUUUGGACUACUUCUAUGGUGACUUUGCAUCCUUUUUAAGCUUCAAGUUCCCAUUCAUUGUAAUAGCAGGAAAACGAAUGAUCAGUAUGUACAACAUAAGGGUGAGUAAAUGAUGCCAGAAUUUUUAUUUUUGGCUGAACUAAUUCUUAAAAUCUGUCUUUUAUUGACGUUGAACACACAACACACCCAAUAAUUCCACCACCAGGACACCUACAAUGUGCUCUGUAUUUAGUGGCUAUCCUAUAUUGAGAAGAUCUACGGUGUACUGUAUAUCUUUGUGCAGCGUCUACAAAUCUGCUCUUAACCGAAAGUCAAAUGAAUGGCACAGCUUGCAGUUCUCAUAGACUGAGUGCCACUGCGUUUGAUUUUGUGACACUCCAUAAUCUAUUCAUAAUGCUCCAGAAGACUUCCAUCAUUCUGCCAUAAAUGUGACACCUGACAUUUUUCAUGUGCUUGCUUAGCGCAUCAUAUCAUGAAAUGUGGAUAGAACUGUUUAGUCAGUCAAUUCGUAACCCAAGCCGGAAGUUUAUUAUGGGUUUCCUCUGGAAUUUCCAGUGUUUUUUUGUUUGUUUUUUGUUUUCUUCGAAAAGUGGUUUUCGAUUUAUGCAUAAAAUUUGAUCGGGGGGUUAAAUUGUUUGAAGAGACCUUUGUUUUGCUCAACAAUGUAUAUUACACACAGUCGUACCUCAAAAUGUGAAUUUUUAAAUGCUUUAUAAACUUCAUCUACAUGAAAACUAUGACAGUUGUCCGGCAUAUAUCAACCACGUUAACCAGUUAGGAACCAGCUUGUGUUCAUAAUUCAUUUUUGAGGUAUGAAUGGGUCUAAUUUUUGUUAUAGCACAAAAUAGCCAAGUCUCUUCAAGUGACCUUUUCUUAUAAAUUGAAAACCACUAGUCUAAAAACCCAUUAGAAAUUCUUGAGGAAAUCCAUGGCUCUAAAAAUCCAGUCAAGGAUCAUUUAUGCUUUGAUAGUAUUAUGAAAGUUGACUUACCAACAGAGGCUAAUACUCUGUUAUUCGUCAGUGUCAAGUUUUGUUGGACCAUUGCAAGAGGAUAUUAUAACAUUCCCUGUGUGUACAGACUGUAUGUGUGUGUGAUGCUUUUUUAGCAGACAGUACUUUAAAAGUUCAAAUGUUUUGUGUAUGAUUCAGCAAGUGAUAUUUGGGACUACGCAGUAUGCUUCAGAUUAGUACACACCCUUGAACUAUAUGAACAAACUGUAUAAGAUGGAUCUUAAUGUCUGUGUUGAGAGUAUUGCUUUGUUUCUAAUUGCACAGAAGGAAACAUCCAAGGGGUUAAAUGCUUUGCUAGGUUACCAUUUCUGAAUUAGAAAGAAAAUUAACAUAGAUUUUUUACUAUUUUGUUUAUAAUUGCUAACCUGUUGAGAAAUGACUAAUGAAUGCAAAGGAUUUAAGUUUUAUGCAGACAAGCUGUUAGCUAGCCAUGAAAUGAUUGUGUUAGGUUGCAAACAUCUAAAGAGUGACACAGUUAGCAGUAAUUAAAACCAUGCAGUGAAACAAUUAGCUGCAAUUUGUACAAAUUAAUUAAAUUAAUUACACGGUUACGUGAUUUAGGAUUGUUGAAUGCUGCAGCUUUUUGAGUCCUUUUCUGGAAGCAUGCAUAUAUUGUGUUUGAAAUUUACAAAAAAAAAACAAAAUGUAUAACCCCAGUUUAAAAGGGCAUUUAUUUUCAAAAGCCUUAGACUUUCCACAGCUGUUCAGUUUUGUGUAAUUACUGUAUGAAGGGUUAGCUAUUUAGAUUUCGCCCACUUUGAUUACUCCUACACAUGGAGAUAGAUGUAUUUGAUGACCAACAGCAAACAGCUUGAUUUUGUUCACUGUGAGAGGAAUGAAUGUCUGGAUGUGGUAAACUGGAGCAGUGUCAAUGGAGUGCUGCCGUAAUCUGCUCUCAUUCUAUUCAGUUUUAUAUGAAGUGAAUGCAUUUAGUGCCGCUCCCUCAGCCUAGAGCACCUUACAUUGAUUGUUGUUUUUCUUGUCCUGAAGGGGUCCAUUUUUUUAUGUAACAUAUUUAAAAUAUUAAUAUUUUCAUAGGUAUAUCAAACUGUUUAAAAAAACAUUUCUAUCUCCCUCCACUGCUAUAAAAUACAAAUUAAAUGGUCA
This is a messenger RNA of Myxocyprinus asiaticus (Chinese sucker), 5347 nucleotides long. RefSeq names its product inositol-tetrakisphosphate 1-kinase-like. The transcript has 11 exons. The record is from RefSeq and is a predicted model, not a curated record. NCBI's taxonomy places the organism in Eukaryota, Metazoa, Chordata, Actinopteri, Cypriniformes, Catostomidae. Bases 376 to 1596 code for a protein of 406 amino acids. Gene Ontology annotation, cellular component: cytoplasm. Gene Ontology annotation, molecular function: inositol-1,3,4-trisphosphate 5-kinase activity; inositol-1,3,4-trisphosphate 6-kinase activity; ATP binding. Gene Ontology annotation, biological process: inositol trisphosphate metabolic process.